ACAAUAGUGUUGUGCUAAUAGCCUAGUCUAUAUUGAGCCAAUUCACUUUUACGAGAUAAAAUUUUGGAACUACGAAUGGCGAUAUGGAAUAAUAAAGUAUCUAAAUGAGAUCGACGAUAAAAAUAGAAAGAAAUAGAAAAAAGUCAACUUGAGUUGUUAUUUAACGUCAAAGAAGUGUCUUAGUAAAAUUGGGGUGAAAUUCGAUCUUCCCUCGGAGAAAGCGGUGCUAGGAGGUACCAGCUGCUGCCCUGAAUGUGGAUAGAACCUGUCCAAACUGUCAACUUACCGCGCGGCCACCACUUGUAGACUAUUCACUCUGAGAACUAACACAAAGCAAACAGGGGCCCAUUCUGCGCAGUGGACCGUAGUUAUCGGCGGAGCGCCGUGAUAACAUCUUUUGACGGUUUGUUACCGCUGAUCUGGAUAGCACAACUCACGUUGUUUCGAAGCAAACUUCACUUUCCCUCACACUUGUUCCGGGGCACGAGGUCACAGAGCAUCUUGAACAUCAGCCAAGGAUACAGUGCACCGAGAAAGCAGGACAGAGAGGAGGAGAAGUGAACUGAGAAAAUCACCAGUAACGUUUCCAUGUUUACGUUAACAGCAUUUAACAUUAAUGAGCAAGGAUGAAGGCCAGAGGAGCUGUUGGAGUUUUCCUUCUUGCUUUGAUUCACGUUAGCGUUGCAACCUGUCCAGAUGGUAGUUGUGAUGCCCAAAGCUUCCCAUGUAAUAAUACCUGUAGUUGUAUUCCUUCUACUUGGCGCUGUGACCAUGAUGAUGACUGUGGAGAUGGCUCUGAUGAAUAUAACUGCACCUAUCCAGCUUGUAAUGGGGACCAGUUCCAGUGCGGCAACAAGAAAUGUACAUUUCAGAGUUGGGUCUGUGACGGUGCCAACGAUUGCGGAGAUAACUCUGAUGAACAAGGCUGUGGUUUUUAUUCCUGUGGCCCUGAGGAAUGGCCAUGUACUGAGGAUGGAAUGUGUAUCAACAUAACCAAAGUCUGUGAUAGAAACAGAGAUUGCAUGCGUGGGAGUGAUGAAGCAACCUCAUGUAGUGGCACCUUUUGUAGUGCACUGUCCUGUGACCACCAUUGCCAGCCCACCCCUACAGGCGGGACCUGUUAUUGUAACACUGGCUUUACUCUUGAUCCUGCUGAUAACAGGACUUGUGUUGAUUUUGAUGAAUGCUCGUAUUUUGGACCUUGGUCUUGUGAUCAAACCUGCCAAAACACCAAUGGUGGAUAUACCUGCGGCUGCCAUACUGGAUAUACCUUACAGGGUACCAAGAAAUGUGUCGCCCCAAAUAGUAGUUCUAUGAAGUUGAUGUUUGGCAAAGGAACCACAAUUUACGAAGUGGACAAAAAUGGCAAUAGAAACAAUGGAGUUAACGUCCAGUCAGCAGUAGAUGCUCUGGACUAUCACUUGACCAGUAAUAAAAUGUACUGGUCAGAUACCAAGAAUGCCAAGAUAUAUGAAGCUAGCAUGGAUGGAAGUAACAGAAAGGAACUUAAUAUCAAAGGUGUCAGUGAUCCAGUAGAUGUGGCAGUGGAUUGGAUAGGAAAUAAUUUGUAUGUAGUUGACCUGGCUGGACAAAGAAUAGAUUUGAUAACAUUAGAUGGACAGCACCAGAGGAACCUCAUCACUGUAGACAUAUGGCAGCCCACCAGUGUGGCAGUUGAUCCCACAUCUGGGUAUAUGUUCUUCACUGAUCAUGGGAAAUGGACUAAGCGUCAUUUUUCCAAGGUGGAGAGAGCUUUUAUGGAUGGCAGUCACCGGCAUGUGCUGGCCACAGAAAAAGUGACCGCUCCCACCAGUGUCUGCUUGGAUCAUGUGAACAAGAGGGUCUACUGGUCAGACUACAAAAUGGAAAGGAUUGAGAGUGUGAGCUACACUGGGCAACAUAGACGAAUUAUUCUGUCAGGAGUGCGUCACCUUCCCAAUCCCAGAAGUCUCACUGUAUUUGAGGACCGGUUGUAUGCAGUGGAUUGGACCAAACUGGCAAUCUUGAGCAUUAGCAAGUCAGAAGACUCUGCCUCUUCUCUGUACAACUAUGGCAGCAAUCAUGAUGGAAAAAUGAGGGGACUGAAGGUGAAACAUUCUGCAAGACAACCACAAGUGUCCAACCCCUGUGCUGGAGCUGGCUGUGACCAUAUGUGUGUGGUGACCCAUACUACGGACAGUGGACUGGGCUAUAGGUGUAUGUGUGAUAUUGGCUACCAGAUAACAAAUGACCAGAAAACCUGCACCAAAAUAGACAAAUUUCUCAUUGCUGUCUCAACAAACAGAAUCCGAGGCAUUCCUCUAGAAGAUGCUGUAUCCUACACUGUGGAUGCCAUGUAUCCUGUUUAUUCCUUAAUCAGUAGUUUCAUUGGCACAGACUAUCAUGCUGAAAGCAACUAUAUCUAUUACUCUGAUGUCACCUUGGAUGCAAUUAGCAGAGUUAAAACAGAUGGGACAGGAAAAGAAUCUGUAAUUGUUAACAACCUGGUGACAGUUGAGGGGCUGGCAGUGGACUGGGUGGCCAAGAACCUGUAUUACACUGACCAUGGGUCAGGUACGGUCACAGUGGUCUCACUUAGCAACUUUGGAUGGACACGGAUAAUUAUAUCUAACCUGGGAAACCCCAGGGCUAUAGUCACAGACCCUGCUUCUGGAUACAUAUUCUGGACAGAAUGGCUGCGUAGUUCUGAUGUUGGGCCACGGAUUGGGCGUGCUUAUGGUGAUGGAUCAAAUGUAACAUACAUAAGAGAACAUGAACUUGGUUGGCCAAAUGGGAUAGAUGUUGAUCGAACAGCAAGGAGAGUGUACUGGUGUGAUGCUCUUUUUGAUAGAAUACAACAUUGUAGAUAUGAUGGGAGUGAUCUGAGAACAUUGUCUGGUCAUACAAUUUCACAUCCUUUUGGUUUGGCUGUAUAUGGAGAUUACUUAUAUUUUACUGACUGGAGAUUGGAGUCUAUUAUGAGAAUUAACAAGACAGCCCCAAGUCUAAGAUCAGAAAUUCCAGUUCGCACUGGGAUACCAAACUUGAUGGAAGUGCGUGUGUUCGACCCAGCUUUGCAGACCAAACCAGCCAGGCAUCACUGCGUGCAGCCAGUCAAUGGGGCAUGUUCGCACUUCUGUCUCCCUGUUCCACCACAGGGACGCCAUUGUGGUUGUCCAUAUGGAAUGAAGCUGGAUCGCGAUGCCCGCACUUGCAUAACAAAUCCUGAUGAGCCAGUACUCACAGGUUGUCCGUCAGGAAAUUUUCAGUGUAAUAAUGGCCGCUGUUUGAGAGGCAGCUAUCAGUGUGAUGGUGACAAUGACUGCUUGGACAAUUCAGAUGAAGAGGGAUGUCCACCAAAAACUUGUUCAUCCAGUGAGUUUCAGUGUAAUAACGGGAAAUGUGUGAUGUCACGCUGGCGCUGUGAUGGUGAUAAUGAUUGUGGUGACAUGACAGAUGAACUAGGCUGCCCCAAUGUGACCUGUGACAGCUUUGAGUUCAGGUGUUCCAAUAAUCUGUGUAUUCCCAUGAAUGACAGGUGUGACUCUGACAAUGACUGUCUGGAUGGUUCUGAUGAGAUUGGUUGUGGAGACAAAACGUGUGGCCCUGAUGAAUACCAGUGCAGCAAUGGGCCCUGUAUUCCACUCUCCUGGGUCUGCAAUGGCUACAUCAACUGUCAGGACAGGGGGGACGAAGCGGACUGCCCCAUCAAAAACUGCUCGUCUUCAGAGUUUCAGUGCCGGAAUAAGCAUGAGUGCAUCACUAUCAUAUAUCGCUGUGAUGGUGCCCCAGAUUGCGAGGACAGAACAGACGAAAUGGACUGUCCAACACGGCCACCAGGGGGCUGCCACUCAAAUGAAUUUCAAUGCCGCAAUGGUGGGGGCUGCAUCCCUGGCAACUGGAAAUGUGACAGAGAAGAAGAUUGUUUGGAUGGUUCAGAUGAAAGUGAUUGUGACUCAAGUAUAGCCACCUGCCCUGCAGAUAAAUUCCGUUGUGACAAUGGACGUUGUAUUUACAGGAGCUGGAUUUGUGACAGCGACAACGACUGUGGAGAUGGAUCAGACGAGGACAUCAGGCAUAACUGCCCUCCCAAACCGUUCCAGUGUCCACCUGGCCAGUGGUUGUGUCCAGACGGCCUGAGGGUCUGUGUUAACAUCUCUCAGGUCUGUGAUGGUCAGCCUGAUUGUCCAAGAGGUCAUGAUGAGAGCCCUGUGUGCAACACAAACACAUGCUAUGAUUCUAAUGGUGGCUGCAGUAACAUGUGUAGGCAGACGCCAUUUGGUGCAGAGUGUUUCUGUCCCUCAGGACAGGUACUCAAUGGAACUAAAACCUGCAUGGAUGAAGAUGAGUGUGAAAUACCAGGCAAAUGUAGCCAGACUUACAGCAAUGACACUGCCUUUAUCUUUACUUCCAAUCGGCAGAACAUUUAUCGCUCAGAUUUAAAGCAGUGGAAUUAUGAAGUUCUCCCAAUUACUGGCACCAAUAUCAUCGCAGUGGAGGUGGAUGUUGCUGGGGGGCAAUUGUUUUAUGCUGAUUCCAGGGCUAAUAAAAUAUACCACUGUAAUGUAAAUGGGACCGAUUGUAAAGUGUUGUUUGAAAGUGGUGUGGAUGUGACGGAGGGUUUGGCGGUGGACUGGGUUGGCAGAAAUAUCUACUGGACAGAUUAUGUGCUGGAGACUAUAGAAGUAGCCACAUUGGAUGGACGCUACAGGACGGUGUUGUUUGGGGACAACGUAACCAAUCCAAGGGCAAUUGCACUUGAUCCAAGAGAAGGACAAAGAUUGAUGUUCUGGACAGACUGGGGCCAGAAUCCACGUAUUGAGAGGGCAGGCAUGGACGGGAGUGGACGCGUGUCUAUCGUAACAACUAAACUCUUCUGGCCUAAUGGUCUGGCUAUUGACCUUCCUACCAAGCGUCUGUAUUUCUGCGAUGCCCAUAUGGAUUAUAUUGAAUUUGUGAAUUAUGAUGGAACAGGGAGACACCAAGUGAUAGCCAAUAGCCACUUUCUCCGUCACCCUCAUGCUAUGACCAUCUUUGAGGAUAAUGUCUACUGGACAGAUCGUCUGAACAACCAACUCAACAGGUGCUCUAAGUUCACGUGUGACACAAAGACCAUAGUAAUAAAAAACAUGAACCAGCCUCUUGGUGUUGCUGCUUUCCAUUCACUAAGGCAACCUACUUCCUCCAAUCCCUGUGCUCAGAAUGGGUGCAGCCAUCUUUGUUUGCUGUCCCCGGAUCCUAACCAGUCAUACAAGUGUGCCUGUCCUGUGGGAAUGAAGUUAGAUAGCUCAGCACAUAACUGUCAGCAGGCUCAUGAUGAAUUCUUGAUGUAUAUACAAGCUGGUCAGAUAGGUGGCAGCACAUUUACUAAUCCAGGAGAAGCCACUGACAUGUUUGUGCCAGUGGUGGGACUUACUGGAGGCUGGGAUAUGGACUUUGAUAGCAAGGAAGGAUUUGUCUAUUGGAUCGAGUACUCGGAACAGUCAGGAGAAGGAUCUGUAAAGCGUAGGAAACUUACUGGAGAAAACAGGACAGACUUUGCUCCCAGUGCCUUUGUCUCCUCAUCUUACAGUCUAGCCAUCGACUGGUUGUCUCAGAAUAUGUACUGGGGAAGUAUAGAAGACUCCACCAUCAAUGUUAUUCAACUGAACAGUGAUCAACACUAUAGGAAAAUUAUACUGAGGAACUCUGGGAAUGUGACUGGAGUAGGACACCCUGUCUCAAUUUGUGUGGACCCCAUAGAAGGAAAAUUGUACUGGCUGGAUGAAGGUUUUGCUUCUGUCCCAAGGAAGGUGGCCAGCAUGUAUAUGGAUGGUAGCAACCCCACUGUGCUGGUCUCAGAUAACCUGUUUGAACUUGGAUACAUCACACUGGAUGCUGCCAACCAGGCACUCUAUUGGAGCCAAGGAAGUCACGAAACGAUUGAGAAGUAUGAUCUUGGGACUGGAACACGCAGCUCUUUCCUCUCAGGACUCAGUCACCCCACAGGCUUGACGAUACGCAAUGACAAACUCUAUUAUGCAGAUCAGAACUACGAGGCCAUUUACGAGGUUGCUAUGGCAGCAGGACAUGCCAAAACCCGACUCAAGAAUAACCUAGAAAAGCUGAAAUCACUGAUGGUAUACAAAGAGAGACAUAAUCAAGGUCAGAGUAAUGGCUGCAGCAGUAACAAUGGUGGUUGUCAGCAUCUUUGUCUCCCUAAUGGCAAAUCCAGCAGAACAUGUGCCUGUACAAUAGGGUAUACUCUGCAAGGUGACACACAGUGCACAGCUGUAAACUCCUUUGCCAUUGUGUCUCAGUUGACCAGUAUAAGAGGAUACAGUUUGGCAAGUGACCUGCAAGAGGAGGCUAUGGUACCUAUAGGAGAAAAAGGUCGUAAUGCUCUCCAAAUUGCAGUCCAUAUCUCAAGUGGCUCUAUCUACUGGUGUGACAGUGUCAGAUCUGGCUCCAACAAGACCAGUGGGAUCAGGAAGGUGAAACAAGAUGGUUCUGGAUAUGAAGAUAUCAUAUCGUCAGGAAUAGGUGUCAAUGGAGUCCGAGGAAUGGCAUUAGACUGGGUAGCUGGAAACAUAUAUUUUACCAAUGCUAUGGCCAUAGAGACUUACAUUGAGGCAUGUCGACUGGAUGGCUCCAACAGGUUGACACUGCUUAGGACACAGUUUGAUAAACCAAGAUCAAUGGCAGUGAACCCUAUAAAAAGGUAUUUGUACUGGACCGAUUAUGGACAGAGCCCAAAGAUAGAGCGGUCACAUCUGGAUGGCAGUAACAGGACAGUAAUAGUGUCCACUGGGGUCAGCAUCCCUAGAGGCAUUACAGUGGACAUCACCACACACCAUGUUUACUGGGUGGACAGUGUAGUGGAUGCAAUACAGCGUGUGACCUUCAGUGGUGGAUCCAGACAGUACAUCCGCUCUAAUCUCCCCAGUCCCUUCUCCCUGGCAGUGUUCCAGGACAAUGUUUACUGGGUGGACAGGAACCUGAAGAGGAUCUUCAAAGCCAGCAAAAAUGUUGGUAACACUACUGCUCCAGUGGUUGUGCAGUCCAAUAUGGAAUACCUGAGGGAUAUAGUCAUAUAUGAUGCCUCCGUACAGCCACAGGUGACAAGUCCUUGUUCCACUAACAAUGGAGGAUGCGAACAGCUGUGUUUUGCCCUACCCAGUGCCACUGUGCCGACCUGUAGGUGUGCAGUUGGAGUACUUAACACUGAUGGCAAGUCUUGUAAAGAAGCAUCAGAAUACCUUGUAUUUGCCAUGACAUCGGAGAUCCGCAGCCUCCAUCUCAAUCCAGAUGAUCACUCUCAGCCGUUCAUGCCCAUCACUAACCUGGAAGGUGCAGUGGGACUGGAUUUUGAUUAUUCCACUGGGACUAUAUACUUCACUCAAGUUAGAGGGAGAAAGCUCAGUAAAGUUGACUUGAGUAACACUGGACAAGUCAGUGAUUUUGUUGCUCAUGCAAAUAGGACAAUUGAUGGCACCACUCAGGAGCUGUAUUCACCAGAAGGGGUGGCAUUUGACUGGGUCAACAAAAAGGUCUACUGGUCAGAUUAUGCCAUCCAUCGCAUUUUCUCCAUGAAUCUUGACCGCAGCAAUCGUGUGACUUUGAUAGUGGCAGAUAACCCUAGAGCUAUAGUACUGGACCCCUGCAGAGGGCACAUGUACUGGACAGACUGGGGGAAAUCUCCCAAGAUAGAGCGCGCCACCAUGGCUGGCCAACAGAGGACAGCCAUCAUCAGCACUGGGCUAGGCUGGCCAAAUGGACUGACCAUAGACUUUGAAGAGGGGAAAAUGUACUGGGCUGAUGCUCUCAUGCAAAAAAUUGAACGCUCUGCCUUGGAUGGUCAGUAUAGAGAAGUCAUCAUGGAAACUGCUAUUCAUCCAUUUGCCCUGACAGUGUUUGGUUAUUACAUUUACUGGACAGACUGGAAACUAGCUGGAGUGUACAGAGCAGAGAAGCACACCGGAGCCAAUCUUACACCUAUGAUCCAGGGACUACCAAACCGACCAAUGGAUAUCCAUGUUUACACUGCACAAAGACAAGCUUGCACCACCAGUGCUUGUGCAAUCAACAAUGGUGGCUGUAGUCACUCCUGCCAUCCUGGACCUAAUGGGCAGGCAGAAUGUCAGUGCGACGACUUCACGAAUACCAAGUUAGCCAAUGAUAACAAAAUGUGUGUGCCAUCCAAUGCCACAUGUGCCUCUGAUAGAUUCACUUGUAUGAAUGGGAAGUGUCUGCCACCAGAAUUUGCCUGUGAUUUGGAUAACGAUUGUGGGGAUCUCUCUGAUGAAAAUCCAAAUUUCUGUGCCGAUCAUACAUGUCCUCCACAUAAGUUUGUAUGUGGUAAUGGCCGCUGUAUCAACUUAUCAUGGAGAUGUGACCAUGACAAUGACUGUAGAGAUAACAGUGAUGAGGACGGGUGUACAUUUCCAACUUGUCCACCAGACUCUUUCACAUGUGCCAACUUCCGUUGCAUCACGCAGGCUCAAGUAUGUGACGAAAUAGACCACUGUAAUGACGGUAAUGCCACUGAUGAACAUGGCUGCCCACCAACAACUUGUGCCCCAGGGAUGGCCAAGUGUGCAAACAGCAAUGUCUGCAUCAGCAGAAGAUGGCUGUGUGAUGGUGAUAAUGAUUGUACUGAUGGCUCAGAUGAAAACCCUACUUUCUGUGCCAGUGAGCCUUGUCUGGAGGGAGAUUUCCGCUGCUCCACUGGUCGCUGUCUGCCUGCUAACUGGCACUGUGAUGGGGACAGGGACUGUCCUGGAGGAGAGGAUGAACCGGCAGACUAUUGUAAUCACCCAAACAGGACUUGUUAUGGCAACCAGUUUACAUGUGACAAUGGCCGCUGUGUGUCAAUACGCUGGGUUUGUGAUGGUGACAAUGAUUGCCAAGAUGGAUCUGAUGAAGAUGAGGCAAGACAUAACUGUGCUGACCGAACAUGCCCACCAGACACCUUUCACUGUCAAUCCAAUCGUGAUGCUGGUCGUUACUCCUGUAUCCCGCUGGCCCUGAGGUGUAACAGGCGGAGUGACUGCAUAGGAGGCGAGGAUGAAGCUGGUUGUCCACCAGGGACGUGUCCUAAGAACCAGUUUACAUGUUCUAAUGGAGUGUGUAUAGAUAGAGGGUGGGUGUGUGACCAUGACAAUGACUGUGGGGAUAUGUCUGAUGAACCCUCUAAUUGCACCCAUGCGACCUGCUCAGCAGAGCAGUUUACUUGUAACAAUAAGCGAUGUAUACCACAGCGCUGGGUCUGUGAUGGAGAUAAUGACUGUCUGGACAAUUCUGAUGAACAGGAGUCCAUGUGUUUGACCCCUGCCCCUACAUGUCCAGCUGGCCAGUUUAGAUGUAACAAUGGAGACUGCAUACAGUACCAGUUUGUGUGCAACAAAGUCAAUGACUGCCCUGAUAUGUCAGAUGAACAACAUUGUGGAGUGGAUGAAUGUGCUGAGGUAGUGUCAAACCAAUGUGAACAUGACUGUGUGAACACGGUGACCAGUUUUCACUGUACCUGUCGCACAGGGUACACUCUUAGAACUGACAGAAAGACUUGCAGAGAUAUCAAUGAAUGUGAAGAGACUCCCUGGGUGUGCAGCCAGUUGUGUGAGAAUACUGUUGGCUCUUACCACUGUAAGUGUGUCGAUGGCUACCUAGAGACAGCUGAUAGGCGGACCUGCAAAAGAAGAGACAAUAUUGAGCCUUACAUUGUCUUUACCAACCGCUAUUACAUCAGGAAGCUGUCCCUGGAUGGUCAAGACUACCAGCUAGUAAAACAAGGCCUGGGCAGUGCAGUAGCCUUGGACUUCGAUGUCAAGGAAGAUAUGGUCUACUUCAUUGAUGUCACUACCCACAGGAUAUACCGUAUGCACACUAAUGGCUCCGAUGUGGAGGUGAUUAUCCGCCAUAACGUGCCAAAUGGUGAGGGCAUGGCAGUUGAUUGGAUCGGAAGAAAGCUCUACUGGGUUGACUACCAGCUGGAGCAGAUGUUUGUGUCGGAGUUGAACGGCACCAGUCGUAAGACCCUCCUGUCCACUGAGAUGUCCAACCCAAGGGCAGUGGCUGCUGACCCCUCCACAGGAUAUAUUUACUGGACAGACUGGGGUCAUAUCCCUUACAUUGCUCGUGUAGGAAUGGACGGCACCAACCGGUCAUCUGUGAUCACGGAGAAACUGGGCUGGCCUAAUUCCUUGACCAUCGACUAUGUCACCAGGAAGAUGUGGUGGGCUGAUGCACAUCUGGAUUACAUUGAGUAUGCCAACCUUGAUGGCAGCAACAGACAGUUGGUCAUAUCAGGAGUAAGAAUAGCCCACAUAUUUGCCAUUGCUGUGUUUGAAGACUGGAUAUAUUGGACCGACUGGAACCAUUUGAGUAUUGAAAAAGCACACAAGUACACAGGCGCUAACCAGACGUCACUGGUCAACACAAUCCACAGGCCCAUGGACCUAAAGGUCAUGCACCCUCUGCAACAGAAACAAGGUCCAAACCCCUGUGGGGACAACAAUGGUGGCUGCUCUCACUUGUGCCUCAUCACACCAGGGGGCGCUGGAUUCAGGUGUGACUGUCCAGACUACUUCCUGCUUGCCACAGACAACAAGACUUGUAUUGCUAACUGUACUGACCGCCAGUUCCGCUGUGGCAUCACUGAUGACCGCUGCAUACCUCUCAUAUGGAAAUGUGAUAAGGAAAAGGAUUGCAAUGAUGGAUCUGAUGAGCCAGCAGAUUGUCCUGAUCGUCAUUGUCCAGUCGGCAAGUUCCAGUGUGACAACUUGAACUGUACCUUCCCAUUCCAAGUAUGCGACCAGAAGGAUGACUGUGGAGACGGAUCUGACGAGCGUGACUGCGACCAAAAAGAGUGCGACCCGAAUGCAUUUAGAUGUUCCAAUAAUAAAUGCAUACCACGUAGCUGGGUGUGUGACAAUGCUGAUGACUGCGGAGACGGCUCAGAUGAAACACCAGCUAAUCCUGAUUGUGAAUUGCGCACAUGUGAAGCAGAUCAGUUUAAGUGUACCAAUGGUCGGUGUAUUUCUGCCUCUUGGAAAUGUGAUGUGGACGAUGACUGCGGAGAUGGCUCAGAUGAAUUAAACUGUGAGGAGGGACCAUGUCUGCAAGGAUGGUUCAACUGCCAGACCAAUUAUCGUUGCAUUCCAAUGUGGGCUGUUUGUGAUGGUAGUGAUGAUUGCCAUGACAACUCUGAUGAGCUGUCCGAGAACUGCCCAGCAUGUCAUCCAACUGGAGACUUUUCAUGUAGUAAUAACCGCUGUAUACCCAUCAGGUGGAGAUGUGACUUUGACAAUGAUUGUGGUGAUAAUUCUGAUGAAAACCCUGCCUUAUGUGCCUCCCUGUAUAGAGAUUGCUCAGAGUCAGAGUUCCGCUGCAAGAACAACAAAUGCAUUCCAGGCAGAUGGCGCUGUGAUCACGACAAUGACUGUGGAGAUAACUCUGAUGAGGAUGUUGAGAUGUGCAAACAUGAAUAUACUUGUAUGGAAGACCAGUUCAGUUGUAACAGUGGUCACUGUGUCAGUAAAGCAGCUAUAUGUGAUGGAGUGCGCGACUGCCUGGACACUUCUGACGAGACCAACUGUACAACACGAUUCCCAGGACGCUACUGCCCUGUUAAUGUGUUUGGAUGUGACAAUACUAUCUGUAUACCUAACGAAUGGAGAUGUGAUGGGGACGAUGACUGUGGAGACGACUCAGACGAGCGUCCUCAAGUGUGCGCCUCAAUUCAAUGUCCCGAGACAACUCGCUUCAGGUGUGACAACUUCAAGUGCAUUCCAAGAUGGCGAUUGUGUGAUAAAGUUGACAACUGCGGAGAUGGUUCCGAUGAAAACAAUCACGAUCUGUGCACACCUCCACCAGCACAGUGUACAGAGCAGCAGUAUAAAUGUGAAAAUAAGAAAUGUGUGACAGCAGACAAAAUAUGUGAUAACGUUGAUGACUGUGGGGACAGCUCUGAUGAAAAUGGAUGUCAUAAAGAUGGCGCCACAUGUGACAUAAACAAUGGUGGUUGUGAACAGAACUGUACCAUGUUAAGCCAAGGAGGCUACCUCUGUUCCUGUUUUGAUGGUUACAAAAUAUCACUGACAGAUAGGAAGUCUUGUGAUGAUGUGGAUGAAUGUGCAUCUUGGGGUAACAACUGUCCUCAGCAGUGUUCCAAUCUUAAAGGAACAUACAAGUGCCAGUGUGCUGCAGGGUUCACAGAUACAAGUAGCAGGGGCACAAAAUGCCGGGGGACAGGUGCUGCAUCAGUAUUCCUCUUCUCAGCGGGUCAUGAAAUCCGUCAGUUCAGACCUAAUGUGAAGAACAUGGAAUACAUAGAUACCAUCAUGACAGAACAGAGGGUACAAGCCAUUGAUUUUGAUCCUGCUGGAAGAACUGUGUACUGGAGUGACAGCUCAUUGAAAACUUUAAAACGUGCCUAUAUCCCCGAUGACCCUACCAUACAGGGCCAUGCUCAAGAUCUCCAAAUCAUAGGCAUAGAACAAGCUGAGGGCAUUGCUUUUGACUGGGUUGCCAAAAAUUUAUACUGGACAGAUGCCAAAAAAGGAGGGAUUUAUGUUGUAACAUCUGAUGGCCGUUACAAGAAAACAUUGGUCAAAGAUCGAAUGGUUCAUCCAGCAUCUAUUGCUGUGAACCCUUCUCUAGGUUGGAUGUACUGGACUGAUCUUGGUGGUAGUAGUCCAAGAAUCGAAGCUGCGUGGAUGAAUGGAGGAAAUCGUUCCAUUUUAAUCAACCAGCGUCUUGGCAAUCCCACUGGUAUUACUAUAGACUAUACAAUGAAUAACAGAGUGUACUGGUGUGACUCCAAGGAGAACAAAAUAGAAUCCAUGAAUGCUGAUGGCACUGGAAGAGUAGUGGUGGUUUCUGUAGGCCUGAAUCACCCAUUUAGCAUGGAUGUAUUUGAGAGCAGCAUGUACUGGGUGUCCCAGCAGGAGGGGAAGGUGAUGGAGAUGGAUAAGUUUGGUCGGGGUAUCAACCGAACUCUCCAGUCAGGGUUACUCAUGCCGACAGACAUUAAAGUAUUCCAACAGAAUAGAUAUGAUCUUGCAAUAAAAAAUCGAUGCAGCAGCAAAGGCUGCUGGCCUCUAUGUCUACUGACACCAGGUGGUGCCACUUGUGUCUGCCCAGAUGGCGCUGACUUCAAAGAUGCCAACAAGACUAUUUGUGAUGCAGCUGAGGAGACAGUAAAACCCACCCCAAGUCAGACAUGUCCUUGCAAGAAUGGUGGCAAAUGUAAGCUAGAUCCAGAAACUGGUGGACUGGUGUGUUUGUGCUUGAAUAACUAUUAUGGGGAAUACUGUGAAAAGGAGCCUUCAGCAUUCACUGGAGCUGAUGCAAAUUCACAAACAGCUGCCAUUGUGGUCCCCAUUAUACUUGUGGUCAUCCUAUUAGUGGUCAUUAUUGUUGUUUUCCUAUUUCUGAGAAGAAGAAGUAUGAACAAGGCCCUGCAUUCUACUGGUGGGGGCGAGUUCAGACCCGGGGCACCUGCAGGAACGGUGGCUUUCCAUGGAGGCAAUGAUGUGGCCAUCAGCACGCCAGACUUUGUAUAUGACAGCUCUGUGGCACAGAAUGGGGAUGCAAUGGAACCAGAGUACAACAAAACGGAGAAUUUUGAAGACUACAACAAACCGACCAAUUUCUCUAACCCAAUGUAUGACAAUAUAACAGGAUUAGAACCUGCUAAACCCCCUAAAAAAAAGGACAUGACCAGCCCCACUCACUCCAAUGGGGUAGCAGACAACCAGUCAUCAGAGAUCACAGUCCAUAUACCACAUAAAGAACUCUGUCCUUCAGUAACGGAAAACGAUUACGACACUGAUGUUUUAGUCGCUAAUACAGAUUUAUGAGACCAAAGAUUUUUUGAGCAUAAAAAUUCUUGAUGAUCAUUCCACAGAUGAGGCAAAACUCUGGAGGGAGUAUAUCUCGCACAAAGCAGAAUUGAUGUUGGUCGUUAUGAUGAAACUUUAUUACGAAGUGAUAUAUCAAACCCAUACAAAAUAAUUGUUCUUGUAUGGGUGCAGUCUUCCAGCUCUGAUGAAAAAUUGAAUUCCUAUUUACUAAAUAAUUCCAGAUAAAAUGUUACGCUAUUACAUAAAGAGUUGGUCCUACUGUUUGAAGAUAGUUUGUGCUGAUGUUGCCAUUUGCAGAAGCUUGAUCCUUCAUGCUUGUACAUAAAAUAUUCCUCAAAGAACUGUCAUACCAAUUUUUGAUUUGUUUGUUGGUGAUUUAACAAUAGAAAAAAAAAAUUAAAAAUUGAUUAACUUGUAGGCUGCACAGCUUGGAAGACGUAACCAUGAGACUGUAUUGUUACACAGUAGUUAACACAUAUAACUGGAUUAAUAGACUGAAUAAAAAGGUCUGAGGCAAAUACAACAAACAAAAAAAUUUGAAGACAAGUAUGAUCUGAAGAGCUUAUUUAACACAGAAUAACAAUAUUUUUAUUGUAUUAAUUACUGAUAAAUUGUUAGGAAAAAUCUGUCAAUGUAACAGUAGAGUUGAUAUGAAGAUUCCAGACGAAAAUCCAAAAUAGCACUUUGCAGUUUGUUUUACUACAUUAUCCUAGAAAUACGUCUAUGUUGGCUUCCUUGGUGUACUCAACAUUCCAAGAACUUUUAUCUUGGUUCAGAAAAAGGUAGAAGAUAAAAAUAUAUUUUACAGUAUAUAAGACAUGUUGAUGCUUUUUCCUUCUGGCUUUAAAUGUAUGUCAUGUAGCAUUUAUAUAGACAUCUUCAGAUGGAAAUUUUAUUGAUAUUGUAUAAAUAUAAAAGCUUUAAGAAGACUGGAAGAAAAAUUUGUCCCACACCAAUGCAACAUUCACUUAUGUAUGAUAUUUAUAGGUUAAGAUAACAGUGCUGUGGUUAGUAUUGAAUUUCCUUAAGACUGAAACCAAUGUAACUUAACUCCCUUGCAAGAUUAGGAUAUUGUGGAUUGAGCUUUACCUCAAUAACUUACAUGGGUUAGAAGUGUGAGUAAAUGUAAUGUAAAUGGAGAUCACUGAGUUUUUGAUAUUAAUAUAUGUUUUUCACUGAUAAUCUUGUAUAGAUGUGCCAUUAUUAUGGAUUUAUGAUAAUCAGGAGAAAAUGACAAAAAGCACAAAUCACCUUUAAGAUUUUUAUGAUGCUCAAUGUCCCACUUAGGCUAAUGUGAUGCAUCGCUUCCCAAGUUUGUUACAUUACAUAUUCAGUAAGUUAAUCCUGCAAAUUAAAACAAAAUGAAAAUUUUGUGGAAAAAAAAAACAUUAAGCCAAUAUUGUAAUUAUUUGUAUAAAAAAGGAACAGCUUGAUUUUUAACAAAGUAUAUGAAAUCUUUCUUCAACAAAAACUUAUUUUUAUGUUAAAAGAUCACUAAAUAUCACAACAAUAUUUAGAUAUUUGCAAUAUCAAUAUUAAAAGAAGUUUUGAUAAGUUCUUGGUCUGUCUCUCUUGAACAGAGCAAGGUCUAUUUCUUUGUGUACAUUUUGGAAAUAUUUUUGAACAUUACAAGUAUAUGGUGUGAUGCUACAGUGGAUAUAUUAUCGCUAUUAGUCAUUGUGAUUAUAUAAUUUGGUCAUUGCAUUGAUAUAUUGACCAUUUUUUCCUCUUCUACAAUAUCAGCAUUAUUAACUCUUUACUGUUAGAUUAUAUAUAGCAGUACACUCCAUACCUUAGGGAUCUUAACAAAUACUUUGUGGAGAAAUAAAUUGUAUAUUUUUA
Messenger RNA from Lingula anatina, 15665 nucleotides. Its product is annotated as low-density lipoprotein receptor-related protein 2. NCBI's taxonomy places the organism in Eukaryota, Metazoa, Brachiopoda, Lingulata, Lingulida, Lingulidae. Gene Ontology annotation, molecular function: hormone binding; protein binding; calcium ion binding. The record is from RefSeq and is a predicted model, not a curated record. Gene Ontology annotation, cellular component: plasma membrane; apical plasma membrane; signaling receptor complex. Gene Ontology annotation, biological process: receptor-mediated endocytosis.